AUUUGACAAAGAACUGCUCCACCAGCAAGACGAUGCGACCGAUUUUUUCGCAAAUUGUGACCUGCCAUGGAGGAACGAAGAACAGAUUUGAGGAGCAACGGAGACAACAGAUUUGAGAUAGAUGUACUUGUUGACAUGAUGUCUCAUUGCGAUGAUGGUACGAAGAGGAGAUAAAGGAAAAUGAUACGCAGACCACAUACGAAGUAAGUACUUACAUAUUAUUCACUGUACUACUACUAACUAAUGUGGAAACCACAUCCCAAGCACCGUGCGAAAACGCAAAUUCUCCACGGCUAGUAGAAUUCGUACGUAAAAAUGAAUAACAUAACGUGACACAAGAUACUUGCCGACAUAUUAAAUUGCCUAAGCAGUUAGAUGGUGUGUGCAAGUAGUAUUUUAUGUAUUUUUCCGAGAAAUUCCUACCCCAAAAAACGCGCAAUUUACGACGCUUACGCAAGAUAGAACAUCUACUAUUCCGGUCGUCAGACGAUGUAUGACGAGAAGAUGAUACAAAAAAUUUUCGCACAACACGCACUUUUUUGCAAACUACAUCAUAAUGAAGCAGAUCGACCUCGAUUCUGAAGGAAUACAGACCAUUUCUUCUUUG
Amoebophrya sp. A25 is the source of this 607-nucleotide messenger RNA. NCBI's taxonomy places the organism in Eukaryota, Dinophyceae, Syndiniales, Amoebophryaceae. The record is from the annotation of a GenBank genome assembly.